AUGGAUCAGGAGGAUCGUCAUGUCGGCAAAAGUACAAGGAGAGCCAUUCCGACAGACGCCUCGCAGCGUGUACACGAUUAAUUGAGGACAUUUUUGGCACUGGCGCCGCCUCUUCUGCCUCAAAUUUGGGUCAGAGUGUUAUUGACCGGAAGCUUCUCGCCGGAAAUGAGAAGUUUGAAAAGUUUUGCAAAAAUGAGAAGUUGAGGUGGUGUGGCUGGCCGGUGUAAAGAUGGAUCCGUGCCUAAUCCGCUCGAGAAUCGCGAUCGGGACGUAGGAAAGGAGGAUCGUCAGCAAGUUCUUUUCAUUGAGAAACUGACCGCUGCGGGGAGGAUUAUCCAAUGGCAUUGGGACCACGAGCCCGGAACCUCAAUGGAAUUGAGGUCGCGGUGGUCGAGAGUUUCUGAUAAUGACCAUGAUCUGGUGGGGGAAGUUUUCUCCGCUGUCAGCGGAAGUGACUGGAGCCCUUAAGUGUCCAAAAAUUGACCCAGACUAUCUAAGAUGUACCAAAUAAAGUUGUAUAGCUGAUUCACGGCUAAUUUGGGACUUUAAGGGGCGUGACCGGUAUGCGCUCUCCACGAUCCAGGAACUCUCUCGUGUAUUAUCGUGUCAGGACCCUUUUUUCGAUGGCUCGAGCUAGCCGUGAAGCAGCUUUUGAGAAUAAUUAAAACUUUCUAUUUUUCAGAAGCAAAAGCCUAAAAGCUCUUACAGAUUUUUGAAAAAAAUAUUCUACUUCUCAAAAUAUGCAGACUUUCAGGAUUAAUUCAGCACUUCUAAAAACACUAUACAGCUUUUUUUAAGAGGUAGUAACUUCAAUAAUAGAAUCACAGCUUCAAAUUAUCCAUUACUGAACUCUUCCAGCACAAAAUUUCAUAAAAAGUAUGUUUCCGGAAAGAAUAAAUCAUGGGAGCAUCACCAAGAGAAUGAGCUACAACUUCAAGAGUAGAAAAUCAAAAAUAAAACUGAAAAAAGGAGCAAGGAAAUGGAGGCUCAUCAGGAAGGAACAAAAGCUUGUAAACGACAGAUCCUGUCAAGAUCGUAGCCACGAAGAUGAGGAAGGAAGACCCUCUUUCGCUGUUCCUUUGGCAGAAGCGCGUACACACAAAUAGGAGGCGGAGCCAGGCCGGCGAGUGGACAGCGUCGGCCACGCCCCCGUUUCCUGCGCGGCUGUUGGCAUAUUACGUGAUUGUGGAUGCAGAACCAGCUUCGAGGCAAGAAUGA
This is a messenger RNA of Caenorhabditis auriculariae, 1218 nucleotides long. The record is from the annotation of a GenBank genome assembly. Lineage: Eukaryota; Metazoa; Nematoda; Chromadorea; Rhabditida; Rhabditidae.